Glarea lozoyensis ATCC 20868 is the source of this 1191-nucleotide messenger RNA. Its product is annotated as NAD(P)-binding Rossmann-fold containing protein. Gene Ontology annotation, biological process: fatty acid metabolic process. The record is from RefSeq and is a predicted model, not a curated record. Bases 1 to 1191 code for a protein of 396 amino acids. NCBI's taxonomy places the organism in Eukaryota, Fungi, Ascomycota, Leotiomycetes, Helotiales, Helotiaceae. Gene Ontology annotation, molecular function: trans-2-enoyl-CoA reductase (NADPH) activity. The transcript is spliced from 2 exons. Gene Ontology annotation, cellular component: mitochondrion.
AUGCCAUUCUCACGAGCUGUGCGGGCACAAGCUCCAGCUCUAAUCAAAUCAUUGAAACCACAAUAUGCUCCCACCGUUUGUAAAAGAUGGAAAUCGGGACCAUAUGGUUAUACACAAGCCAAAGCACUGGUCUAUUCAAAAUACGGUGAUCCCUCUGAGGUCCUUUCAUUACAUACCCACUCCAUCUCCCCCUCUCUCCCGCCCAAUCAGCUCCUCCUCCGUACUCUCGCAUCUCCCAUAAACCCCGCAGACAUAAAUCAAAUCCAAGGCGUCUACCCCUCCAAACCCCCCUUCACCUCCUUACUUGGGACCUCUGUCCCCUCAGCCGUCGCAGGCAAUGAAGCCUGUUUCGAAGUCCAAUCCAUCGGCUCCUCAAUCAAGAGUGUCGCAAAGGGAGACUGGGUGAUCAUGCGCUCUACCGGCUUCGGAACAUGGAGGACCCACGCCCUCGCAGAAGAAAAAGACAUCUUGCGGGUCGAAAAAGGUGGUUUAACAGAGAUUCAAGCUGCGACUGUAGGUGUAAAUCCAACAACUGCAUGGCGGAUGCUGGUCGAUUUCGAGAACCUAGAAGGAGGGCGAGAUUGGUUUAUUCAAAACGGCGCCAACUCCGGUGUAGGAAGGGCAGCGAUCCAACUUGGUCGCGAAUGGGGGCUGAAGUCUAUCAACAUCAUAAGGGACAGGAAGACGCCCGAGGAAACGGAAAGCAUGAAGAAGGAACUUCUAGACCUAGGCGCCACGAAAGUUAUUACGGAAUCAGAACUCCAAUCCCGUUCCACCGUCUCUGAAAUCAAAGAAUGGACCUCCGGCAAAAACCUCAAACUAGGACUCAACUGCGUAGGCGGCCCUGUCACCCUCGCUCUCGUCAAAACGCUCUCCCCAGGCGGUCAUCUCGUAACCUAUGGCGCAAUGUCCAAACAACCACUUUCUCUCCCAACGGGCCUGCUCAUCUUCAAGGACCUCAAGUUUUCUGGGUUCUGGGUCUCGAGGUGGAGUGAUGCGAAUUCGGCGGAGAAGGAGAAGACGGUGGAGAGCAUUCUGCAAAUGACGAGGGAGGGACGAUUCAAGGAUAUUCCGGUACAGGAGAUGAGGUGGGAGUGGGCGACCGAGGGAGAGAGGCUGGUGGAGGCCGUAGGUGGAGGAUUGGAAGGGUUCAGGAGUGGGAAGGGGGUGCUUGUGUUUGGUGAUACGUAG